AUGGUGCGCGACCAUUCUUCUGAGUCCAACCCGUGGGGGACGGAGCCAUCGUAUGCUCAACGUCUCUCGUCCUAUCACACCGAACAGGAUGCUUCUUACCACCAGCAGAUGACUGACGUCCUCGAAUCGCCGAAAAGACCAUCUUCGAAUGGACUGCAUUCCUCAAUAUCGACGUUAUCCGCCGCAAGAAACGGCGUCGCUCUGAACGGGAACCAUGCCGGGCACGAAAACGACGACGACGACGACGACGACGACGACGAUGACGAUGACCAAUUCGUCUACGAUGGCGUUGAUACAGUCGCUGCACCUUCCACUUCGACUCCUGACGACAGCACUGUCUCGGGCGAAAUGAGCUCCGAUACGUAUAGCGCCAAGCUCAAAGACAUCCUAGGCAGCGACGAUGAAGACGACGACCCCCAUCAAGGCCCUGCAGCAAUGGCCGGGAUCACCACCGACGUGCCUGCACAUGCUUCCAUUGCAUCUCCAUGCUCUCCCAACACACAGAGAGGAGCGACAUUGCAUCCAGAAACCGACGCUGCUUCCAACAUCACCCCUCGUCAUGUCGAAGCAGCCCCCAGUGACGACGGCUCUUCGUUCAGAUACCCCCAUGCUCUGCCCAACGAUGUCAGCUUUGAUACGAGGUCCGCUUCCUCUCUCCAGCGCCGUUCCCAUUCCCGCCAGCGUCUGCCAUCUCAGCCAUCAUCUUCCCGCAUCUUCACACCCAGAUCCACCUCUGGCACGGGUCUCUCACUACUACGAUCAUCCAACACCAUGACUUCCGCAUCCACUCCACAGCGACCUGUCGCCUAUCCUUCGCUUUCCCGUUUGCGUGCAUCGGUUGGCAGGGCUGCUAGCGUCUCGCUGGCAUUACCCAAACAUCUUCAGGUCGAGUCCGGUGCCUCUUCUGUGGAUCUUACCGGCUCGCCCUCAUCAUCCACAUCUCCGAAAAAGGCGCGCUCACCCUUGCCGUUCGAGUUCACCGCAAACGGAGUGGCAACUGCGGCGGCGGCAGCAGCACACUCGUCCAAGGAUGACGACGCAAGUCGAUCCGGCAUAGCAGAGUCCUUCAUCACACAGCGCUCGCGCCAGAGCUCCUUCUCCACUAGUGUCAGUGGAUCCAUUGUGGGUCACACCAAGCGCCGCCGUCCACGUGCUUCGUUUCCUUAUGGCGGCACUCUCCAGAGUGCACCGUUACCAUCAGCACCGAGCGCUACCUCCCUCCUCAGCGACCCUUUUAGCUCCUCCUUCUCGGCUCACCGUCAAAGCUUGGAUCACAAGAUCGUCCUUGGAGGCGGACGCACAGAUGACAUCGACAACUCCUUGACUGCCCUCAAAGAAACGCUCUCCAACAAUCGCAACGAGCUGAGCCGCGACUUUGUCAAAUGGUCGGCAUUGCGGCGCAUCAUCGCGAAUGUCAACCCUGGUCGUGACGCUCUUGAACCGGUUCCCACCGUGCUUGCUGUCGCCGGCGGUCUCAUCGCUGUUGGCACUCAAGGCGGCAAGACGAGCGUCUGCGACUUUGCCCAAGCACCAAUAGCUUCCUGCGGACACGAUGCCAGAGGUCACGGAGAUGCCGUCACUGCCCUCGCCUUUUCGUCGGAUCACUCGUUUCUCGGUGUAGGCCACGCAUCUGGCAACAUCUUUCUCUAUGAUCUCGCCAACCCUGGACGCGCCGCUCGACAUGUGCCUCCCGUGCCCCUGUCCUCCGUCAAAGCAGGCAAGAAGGAAGGUCACCUCUCAGGCUCGGCCAUCGUCCACAUUGGCUUCAUCGGCCUUCGUCAUACUGCCAUUGUCACCGCCGAUAGUAAAGGUCUUGCGUUCUACCAUGCUCUCGGCAAGAUUCUGGGCGUCAGCUCCAACGACACCCUUCGUCUGCUCGGCAAGUACCCGCAGUACGAGCACGAAGACGAGCUCGGCCUCGGCGACGCCAAGAAGCGCAACCCCAUCUUCCAGCUCAGCCCGCUACCCCUUGGUCCGCGGCCGCAUCCCGCUGAUGAAACGACCUUUGUCGCAAUGAUCACACCCACCAAAAUGGUUGUCGUCGGUCUCAAGCCUUCACCUCGAACGUGGUAUCGGAAAGUCAACCGGUCACAGCCGGCAGAAAAGCAAGGCGUGGUUGCAAGGGCCGAAGAAUCAUCCAUCCAGGAACCGGCUUGCCUCGCUUGGUAUCCAGCAUCAACCGAAACGGACGGCAAGCGCAGGCGGCAGACCAACCCGAUCCUCGCCUUUUCCUUCGGGUCCACACUGCAUCUUGUUCGACUCAAGGUGAAGAAAGUGGAACAGCGACCGGACCCAAGAACUGCACGCGGCCCAAAUGCAGCGGCAGCGAGCCUCACCGUCGAAGAAGUCGAUCCUGUCGAGCUUACAGGCGAGGACGGCAUCGAGGAGCCGGAUCGCAUCGUCGCUCUACAGUGGUUCAAUCCUGAUCUGCUCAUGCUGACCACAAAAUCCGGCCUGGCGCUCUUUGAUUGUCGCGCCGGCAAGGUGACGGAGCGCAUGAGGGGCGGAAGUGCAUCGGCCAUUCUCGCAAAGACCGUGGAACAGCGCUAUUAUGACGCCGUCCUGCUAGGCAAGCCCUACGAUCCACACGCCGAGUCGCAAGACAAUUCCACAGACCUUUCCCAAUCACAACCUCCUCGCUCGUGGGCCAUCAAUCAUAGCAUACGCAUCUCCAAGGGGCGAUCCUUCUUCCUAACCAAGUCGGAUCUUAUCGUUGGCACUUUGCUAUCAUGGGCGGAUCGCUUGCUGCUCUACGUCACUCAGGGCGACUUUUUGUCCGCCAUCGAACUGGCCACCCUGUACCACCAGGGCAAGUUUCUCGGUUCUGCCGUCGGUCUUCCUUCUGAUCCUACUGAGCGCACGCUCAUCGUUGCAGACAAGCUUCGCGAGCUCAUGUCGGCCUCAGCAGAGUAUGCCUUUUCGCCAGACCGGUUGACCGACAAUACGCAUGUUACGCCAGAUGGUCGGGGCGUAGAUCGGACCUCGCUCUUCCAAGGCCUGGCUCGCGUCUGCGCACGUGCUUGUCUUUCGCUCGACGACCUCGACUUCCUGUUCGGGACGCUGUAUGACAAGUACGAGGACAACGGCAUCGAGCCCAUCUUUGUUGGCCAGAUGGAAGACUUUAUCGUUUCAGGCGAGCUCCGGUCUUUGCCUAUCCCUGUGGUACAGAGACUCGUUGCUUUCCGCAGGGACAGGCAGGAGUACGCGCAGGCCGAGCGCAUCAUCUGGCAUGUGGAUCCCAAAUCGCUCGAUCUCGAUCAGGCACUGUCGCUGUGCCUCGACAGGAGGCUGUACGACGCGUUGAUCUAUGUCUUCAAUGCUGCGCUGCAAGACUAUGUCUCGCCCAUCAUCGAGUUGCUGCACCCGUUGCGGCGCGCCAUUGGUCAUCGCCAGAAAGUGCAACAGCAGAGCAGCAAGGCAGACUCGGAAGAUGCGAGCGAGGACCCAUAUGUCCGCAUCCGCGUGUCGGAAGCAGCGGAUCAGGAAGGGUUCGAAGCAACUCCAGAUUGGAGUCUCGAGGAGCGUGAUCUUGAGGACGGCUACCGUAUUUUCUCCUACUUAUCCGUGAUCCUUACGGGGUGCAAGUACCCAAGCCAGGAGCCGUUUGAAGAGGAUGAACAGGCGAGCAAGGCCAAGAGCUCCAUCUACUCGUUUGUCUUUUCAGGCGGGUGUACGCUGUGGCCCCCGGGUCCUGGCGGAAGACUUGUGCUGUACGGACUGGACGACAGUGCAUGUACAGCCUCAGGACGCGACGAGGGCAGCAAGGAAGAUUCGAACGGAGAGCAUGAGCCCAUCUACCCGUAUCUCCGCUUGCUGCUCGAAUUCGAUGCCGAGGCAUUUCUCGACGCUUUGGACCUGGCCUUCGAAGAUGGCUUCCUCGACGACGAAGACGUGGUGGGCAAGCGCAUCAGCAGGCAGCUUGUUGUGGAUAUACUGCUGGAGCUUACAAGUUCGCAAAGCUCCGGCAGGUCCACUUCUGACCUUGCGCAUCCUGGCACGGCCCACGAUGAGCCCUCGGCCAUCCGUCGUGCGCAGGAUAACAAUUCGCCUGAGCUGCCUUUGGUGGCACGCAUCUUUGCCCACAUCUUUGUCGCGCGUAAUGCGCCCAAAUACCCGCAGUUCAUUCGCCUGCCGCAGCAAACCGUGGAUCUUCUUCUGCGCUCACUCGCGCUGCCCGUUUCGAACCAUCCAGACAAUUUUGAAGUCAUCGAGUCGACGCACGAGGACCGCGAACUGGCUGCUGAGUGCCUGCUUUCGCACUACAAGCCGCGAUUCGACGACGGCUGGCUGGACACUUUCGAGCGCGCCUCGUUCCAUCGCAUCCUGCGUUCUGCAUUCCGUCAAGAGAAGAGGUGGGACCGCUUGUUGGGCAUGUACCUCCGAGAGCACUUGCAGACCGGCCCCUCUUAUCCAGCCGACAGCGACGAGAAUCUGGCCAAGACGCCCGGUGGUGAUGCCUUUGCGCACUUCGAAGAGACUCUAUUCAACGCUACGAGAAAGAAUACGCCAGAAAGGGACAUGCUUCAGGCGAGAUUGCACGAGCAGCUGACAGACCACAUCAUCGAUCUGCUCGAUCUUGACCCGCUCAAGACUGCUGGUCUGAUGGACCGAUUCUUCCCCAUGCAGCACGAGACAGUGCUGCAACGGCUAGCCCAGCUGGACGAGAAGAGGCUGCUGUUGUACCUGCAAUGCUUCUUUGACCCAUCGCUGGUCAGCCAGGACAGUGCAUCUCGGUUCCCACCAUCGCGUUCUGCUAAUCCUGCGCUUUCGGACCUCGACUGCACUACCACCGUCACGCGCACAGAUCCCUCGAGAGUGGCUUACAAUGCUGACGUGAAUCGAGCAGAUCCUGAGCAUCUGCCAGGCAAAGAGCGAGAGGUGUACCUUGACCUGUUGUGUCGGUACGACCCAGCAGCGGUGGUCCGCAACCUCGACGCGAGAGACGCCAGCUUUUUUGAUCUCGAAAGGCUGGUAGAGGCGUGCCGAAGCAGCGAUGCGGCUAUCGACGGUAGCAGGGUAGCGACGAACAGUGAUGCGGUGCUGUGGGCGCUCGAUCGACUUGGACGAUCCAAAGAGGCUUUCGAAGAGCUCGACAUGGCGUGUGCCAGGACGGCCGACUCGCUUGUCUUCGUGGCAUCUUCCGACUCUGCUGGCGGCGGCCCGGUCUCGACCGACACAAACGAGUUGCUGGGCGAUGUGAGGCGCUGUGUCAAUGUCGCUGUGCGACUGUGUAUCGAGCGCGCAAACGCAUUUGGCGGAGUCGACGAGAGCGAUGACGAGGAUGGUGGUGCAAGAAGGAUAGGUCGUCGAAAAGCAGAGCAUGUGGACACGGACGAAGUGUGGUACAGAUUGCUCCGCAGCCUGGUCCGUCUGGUUCAUGAUGUUGCUCACCUUGGCGCGCCUUGCUCCUCUGCCACUGACGGAAAGGGCAAAGAGAAGCUCGGAUCUCGCCGUCCCAAGCAGAUGCUUGAUGGUGUUCGGGAUAUCGUACAGGACACGCUGUCGGAUCUUAUCUCAUCGACUGCGGCCGAGGCGGUCUCUUUCCCCGCGCUGUUCCGCCGGCUUACUGGCUCGGAUAGUGAUGCAAAAGCAAGCGGUGUAAAGGAGCAAGGAGGAGCAGCCGAGUACUACGCCGAAAUCCGAUCGGUGCUGGAUGGCAUGCUGUCUGCUUACCACUUGCGAUCGGAACUGUUGGCGAUCACCAACAAGCUGUUUGACCGAGAUACGUUCCAUCAGUUCCGCCGCUUGCAUGCGCGACGGAAACACGGAUGGCGUCCGGCGGGUGGAGCAAAUGCGCAAUGUGCUGGAUGCGGCGUGCUUCUCAUUGGUCCUCGACGCGGCAUCACCGCUACAACUUUGAAUGCAGACAACGGAAAAAGCACCGAGAUGCUGGUCAAAUCGCCAGACGCCGGCAAAGAUGCAGAGACGGACGAUCUGAGGAGGAACGUCUUCCAGCAAUCACGCAACGCCUCAUUCUCGUCUGCACCCGGUAGCCGCAGAGCCAGCGUCACUCAACUCAGCUCGAUGCUCACGCCUGGCAGCUCGCUGCUGCAGAACCACCACCGCCGCGCCAAAUCGCCCUACGACGAGAAGGCGGCGCCUCUGGCUUCUCCGCGCAUCGACAAGGGCAAGGGCGUGGUACGGUCCGCCUCGUCUGAGUUUUCGCGCGUUCACGGGGACAGAGCAGGUGGCAGCAGCAGCGCGAGCGGCGGCGGCGGCGGCGGUGCAAGUCGUCGACACGCUAGCGAGGGUGGUGAGGUGGGAGGGGCGGAAGCCGAGUUGAGCGAGGUGGACGGGUACUUUGCCAGCGAGGAUUUGGACCGUCGGCCGUCGUGGCCUGGCUUGGCUAACGGUGGCGGUAGCAGUGCGGUGAUGGUGAGAUCGAAUUCGUCGGCGAGCAGCACUGGCUUCUCUCUGCGUAUUAAUGAUGGGCCUGAGCGAAAGGGCUCAUUGGAAACGGAGGCAGGACAGGGGCAUGCGGGGGUGGACAACGUGGAGGAUGGAGAUGGGACGCUGACGCCGCGGCAUUUUGGACAGACGGGGGAGGAGGAAAGCGGUGAUUCACAGGGUCGACUUUUGAACGAGGAUGUAUCGGCAUUCGAUGUGGCAGACAAGGAGUCGGAUGGCGUGGUGGAUAGGGAGGGGGAGAGGAUCGUGGUCCAGAAAACGGGGCUGGUGUACCAUGAGAGUUGCUGGAAGCUGCAGCAUCCUGAGCAGCAGGAUCUUUGA
This is a messenger RNA of Sporisorium graminicola, 6729 nucleotides long. RefSeq lists its product as uncharacterized. The transcript has a single exon. The coding region runs from base 1 to 6729 and encodes 2242 amino acids. Gene Ontology annotation, biological process: protein targeting to vacuole; endosomal vesicle fusion. NCBI's taxonomy places the organism in Eukaryota, Fungi, Basidiomycota, Ustilaginomycetes, Ustilaginales, Ustilaginaceae. Gene Ontology annotation, molecular function: protein binding. The record is from RefSeq and is a predicted model, not a curated record. Gene Ontology annotation, cellular component: HOPS complex; late endosome.